AUGAGCCUGCUCCGCCGCCCCAGCGGCCGCGCCGUCGCCGUUGGCCUCGCUGGCUCCGUCGUCCCGCUCGCCAUCACGCUGCCGGUGUUCCACAUGCUACAGCCAACCCUCCCCGCCGACCUUCGCGGCUCGUCGCUCAUCACCGAGAUCGCCGUCCGCCUCUCGCUCUCCUCCUUUCCCGUCAUCGCCGACGCGCUCGCCGAGCUCGACCUCCUCAACUCCGAGCUCGGUCGCAUCGCGCUCACCGCGUCCCUCAUCACCGACGUCACCUCCUGGUUCCUCCGAGCCUGCUUCGCCGCGGCGUUCCUCGUCACGGAGGCCAAGUCGCCGGCAUUCACCACCAAGAUCCUGGCCUCCUUCGUCGGCUUCGUCUUCUUCGUCGCCUUCGUGGCACGCCCCGCCGGACGCUACAUCGCCUACAAGCGCACCCCGGCGGGUGACCUCCUAUCGGAGGGUUCCUUCGUCGUCGUGGUGAUCGCGGCGCUCCUGUCGGCGCUGGUGACGGAUGUGAUUGGGUUCAAGUACAUGAUCGGGCCGAUGAUGCUGGGGCUCGCGAUCCCCGGUGGCAUGCCGAUUGGCGCCACCAUGACGGAGCGGCUCGACUCCUUCUUCAUCGCGCUCUUCCUCCCCGUGUAUAUGGCGCUCGCCGGCUACCGCACAGACUUCUCAGAGCUGGGCGGGCACGAGGAGAAAUGGUGCGCGCUGGAGCUGUUCGUGGCCCUAUGCGUCGCCGGCAAGAUGGUGGGCUGCAUAGCCGCGGGGCUCUUCUUCGCCAUGCCGAUCGGAGAGGCCACGGCUCUGGCGCUCAUGCUCAACAUCCGGGGCAUCGUGGAGGUGGCCGCCAUCAACAACUGGGGAGACACCAUGAAGGCCACUGCCGAGCACUACUCGACGCUGACGUUGUCCAUGGUGCUCAUCACGGCGGCGGCCACGCCGCUCAUCAAGCUCCUCUACGACCCGACAGGGAGGUUCGCAAGGGCCAAGCGGCGGACCAUGGAGGGCGCUCGGCCCAACGCGGAGCUCCGUGUGAUGGCCUGCCUCUACACGGAGGACCACGCCGCGCCGCUCAUCGACCUCCUCGAGGCCUCCGGCGCGAACCACGACUUCCCCGUCUCCCUCAUCGUGCUCCACCUCACGGAGCUCGUCGGCCGCGCCGCCUCCGUGCUCAAGCCCCACAAGAAGUCGUCCACCGCGUCAUCGCCGUCGGACCGCAUCGUGAACGCGUUCCGCCACUUCGAGCAGCAGGCGGCGCCGGGGGCGGUGACGGUGAGCCCCUACGUCGCCCAGUCUCCCUACAGCUCCAUGCACCAUGACGUGUGCUCGCUAGCGCACAGCCGGAAGGCCAACCUCAUCCUCCUCCCGUUCCACAAGUCCUCCGACGGGGCGCGCAGCACGGCCAACUCCGCCGUCCGCUCCGCCAACCGCGCCGUGCUCCAGUACGCGCCCUGCUCCGUCGCCAUCCUCGUGGACCACGGCCUUGCGUCCGGGUCUGCGUGCGCGACGGCGUCCAACAGGAACCUGCUCCAGAGGGUGGCCCUCUACUUCCUGGGGGGACCCGACGACCGGGAGGCGCUGGCGUACGCGGCGAGGAUGCCGGAGAGCGGGGGGACGUCGGUGACGGUGGUGCGGAUCAAGCUGCGGAACUGGGUUGGGAUGGGCGGGCACGACGAGGUGAGGGACGAGGAGGUGCUCCAGGAGUUCUGGCAAAGGUACAGGGAGGACGAGAGGGUGGUGUACGUGGAGAAGACGGUGGAGGACGGGGAGGGGACGGCGUCGGUGGUGAGGUCCAUGAGCGACAAGUUCGACCUGGUCAUCGUCGGACGGAGAGGGGAGGACAGGGACGUCGAGGGGUCGGCGCUCACAAGCGGCCUCUCGGAGUGGAGCGAGUGCCCGGAGCUCGGCGUGCUCGGUGACAUGCUCGCCACCGCGGAGUUCGCGUCCAAAGUGUCCAUCCUCGUCAUCCAGCAGCAGGCCGGGAUUACCACCGGCGGCGAAGCCGACUAUCAAUGAUAGGGACUGAUUCGACUUUGGUUCGUCGUUACAUUGUUUCUUUCUCGUUGAGUAUAUGUAUGUAUGUUGUAGUGAAAGCAAGGUAAUUUUGUUCACUUGUAGCACCAUAUAGAGCAACUUAUUGUUACUUUCCCUGUGCAAUUUGUUGUAACAAAAUUGGAAGAGGAAGAUGAUAGAAUGA
This is a messenger RNA of Triticum dicoccoides, 2191 nucleotides long. Its product is annotated as cation/H(+) antiporter 15-like. The coding region runs from base 1 to 2010 and encodes 669 amino acids. The record is from RefSeq and is a predicted model, not a curated record. NCBI's taxonomy places the organism in Eukaryota, Viridiplantae, Streptophyta, Magnoliopsida, Poales, Poaceae. Gene Ontology annotation, cellular component: endomembrane system; membrane. The transcript has a single exon. Gene Ontology annotation, molecular function: antiporter activity. Gene Ontology annotation, biological process: proton transmembrane transport; regulation of pH.